UCUCUAAUCCCCGUGCUGAUCUUUACCCCCUCCUCCCCAUCUGCUAUGACCUUCCUUCCAGUGUGCAGACGGAGCCAGAGAGACGGACCCAGCAGGCUUCGCAGGCAGCCAGCCAGUCCGCCAGCAGAGCACCCCCGCCCCUGGCAGGUGUGGGCACCUUGCCCCCCAUGAUCCGAUGACCUCCACCAUCCCUCCUCAAAGUGCAUGAGGUCUGGUGCUUCCCCGAGCGGCUGAGCGGCAGCACUAAUCCCCGAGUGAGCAGCAGCAGCCAUGUCGGGCUCCUACGAUGAAUCUGCAGCUGCGGCAGAGGAAAUCACUGACAGCUUCUGGGAGGUGGGGAACUACAAGCGGACGGUGAAGCGGAUUGACGACGGGCACCGGCUGUGCAACGACCUGAUGAACUGCAUCCACGAGCGGGCCAAAAUCGAGAAGGCCUACGGCCAGCAGCUGAUUGACUGGUCCAAGCGGUGGAGGCAGCUUAUAGAGAAAGGCCCACAGUACGGCAGCCUGGAGAAGGCGUGGGGAGCCAUCAUGACGGAGGCAGACAAGGUGAGUGAGCUGCACCAGGAUGUGAAGAACAGCCUGCUGAAUGACGACUUUGAGAAGGUGAAGAACUGGCAGAAGGACGCCUACCACAAGCAGAUCAUGGGGGGCUUCAAGGAAGCCAAGGAGGCGGAGGACGGCUUCCGGAAAGCACAGAAACCCUGGGCCAAGAAACUCAAGGAGCUGGAAACUGCCAAGAAAGCCUAUCACCUGGCAUGCAAAGAGGAGAAGCUGGCAAUGACCCGGGAAGCCAACAGCAAGGCGGAGCAGUCCAUCACUCCGGACCAGCAGAAAAAGCUCCAGGACAAGGUGGAGAAAUGCAAGCAGGAUGUACAGAAGGCCCAAGAGAAGUACGAGAAGGUGCUGGACGAGCUGAACAAGUGCACCCCGCAGUACAUCGAGAACAUGGAGCAGGUCUUUGAGCAGUGCCAGCAGUUUGAGGAGAAGAGGCUCAACUUCCUGAAGGAGGUGCUGCUGGACAUCAAGCGGCACCUGAACCUGGCCGAGAACAACAGCUACGCGAACGUGUACCGGGAGCUGGAGCAGACCAUCCGCGGCUCGGAUGCCCAGGAGGAUCUCCGGUGGUUCCGCAGCAGCAGCGGCCCCGGGAUGCCCAUGAACUGGCCGCAGUUCGAGGAGUGGAACCCAGACCUGACACACACGAUAACGAGGAAAGAGAAGCCCAAGAAGCCUGAGGGGGUGACCCUGACUAACAUCACGGGGCCGGGCGAGCCAGCAGCACAGUCUGGGGACCGCGGCAGCGUGAGCAGCUACGACCGCAGCCAGCCCUACUCGUCUGAGUGGUCAGAUGAUGAAGGCAGCAACCCCUUCAGUGCCAACGAGGCCAAUGGCGGUGCCAACCCCUUCGAAGACGAGACGGCCGGGAAGGGGGUGCGUGUGCGGGCCCUGUAUGACUACGACGGGCAGGAGCAGGAUGAGCUGAGCUUCAAAGCAGGUGACGAACUAACCAAAUUAGGUGAAGAAGAUGAACAAGGAUGGUGCAAAGGGCGUCUGGACAACGGGCAACUUGGCCUCUACCCAGCCAACUACGUGGAGAGUAUCUAGUCGUGUGGCGUGCUCCUCAUUGCCGGCAGAAAAUAAACCGACCCUCCAUCGUCUCCAUCUCUAUACCAGCCAACCAGCCAUCUUGCCGUCCAGUCACUCACUCCGCACACUUAGAGAUUCAAGCAUAUUUUCCAACCAAGCUUUUAUUUUUUUAAGAGUCGUCUUUGAAGAGUAUUUUGCAUAGUAGGUUGUUUUUUUCCUCCUCCUUCUUCUAUGAUAAUGUGAAGCAAAAGGUCGACGUUGUCUGUUAUUUUUUCUUCUUUUCCUCAGAGCAAAAAGCCAAUACCUCAAGAGCUUAAAGCCCAAGCAACGAAGGCUUUUUUUCAGAGCUUCUGAUUGGUUGGGAUUUAAGGAUACUGGAAUCAUGAGCUGCCUCCUGAUUGGCUGAAACUGUUCCAAAAUGCAUGGCGCUUUAACUCCUGGGACCAAGCAAAUCCACCCUAUUCAAACAUAACCAAAUUAAAAUGGGAGGAAAUGGAGUUUAACCCUCUUUUAUUUAUUUCUACUUUUAUAGUCGUCUCCUCCUUCCUCCCCCAUUCAUCCCACCUCCAGUUUCUCCUUCCUUCAGGGAGGUCAAGGGAAAAAGCCCUCCCCUGC
Messenger RNA from Alligator sinensis (Chinese alligator), 2205 nucleotides. RefSeq names its product protein kinase C and casein kinase substrate in neurons 1 (gene PACSIN1). The record is from RefSeq and is a predicted model, not a curated record. The coding region runs from base 271 to 1608 and encodes 445 amino acids. Gene Ontology annotation, cellular component: endosome; plasma membrane; cytoplasm. NCBI's taxonomy places the organism in Eukaryota, Metazoa, Chordata, Crocodylia, Alligatoridae. Gene Ontology annotation, biological process: positive regulation of dendrite development; cytoskeleton organization; neuron development. Gene Ontology annotation, molecular function: phospholipid binding; protein binding. The transcript has 10 exons.